This is a messenger RNA of Acanthaster planci (crown-of-thorns starfish), 1170 nucleotides long. RefSeq lists its product as uncharacterized. The record is from RefSeq and is a predicted model, not a curated record. NCBI's taxonomy places the organism in Eukaryota, Metazoa, Echinodermata, Asteroidea, Valvatida, Acanthasteridae.
AAUCUAAAAGUAAAACUCUCAAAACUGUCCAUUACAGUCUCCUCAAAUAUUCAGUUUUCCCGCCUUCUCAUUCUAGCCGAGGUUCACACUUUCUUUCCCACUUGCAACGGCUUCGUAGAGUGUGGUAUUCGUAAUGUAACACACAGGUGGGAGUGAGAUUUACGGCUCUAAUCCUGUCCAUACAUCUGCUGUUGCGGGCCCUCUGCCAUCCUUGCUUUGCACAACACAGCGACGCCGAGAUGACACCACCAUCUUCCAAAGAUUCGUGCUGCAGCCCUUGCUUCCAGGGUCCAGCGGGGGCAGCCGGCCAGCCGGGAAUUCCAGGCGUUCCAGGCCAAAAUGGCCAGCCGGGGUCAAUAGGCCAGAGAAGUAAGCCCGGCUUGGGUCUCCCUAAAUUCAAGGGAGAUACUGGCGAUCACGGUCAGGAAGGGGAGCAGGGAGAGCCGGCGGUUGAAGAACUCCCUGGCCAGCCAGGGAAGCUGGGGCCACCUGGUCCCAACGGCGAGAAGGGAGGAAAGGGCGGGCCUGGAGAAUCGCCUAAUGUCACCCCGACACCGCCCUCUGUCGUCGCUUUCAGCGCUCAAUUGAGCAACAGUCAUUUCACAGGUAAUUCUGGUGAUUUGACAUCUUUGACAAUAUCCAAGCGAACAUCGGAGACGCGUACGACUCUAGUACUGGAGGAUUCACUUGCUCCCUGGCGGGUGUUUAUUUUUUCAGCCUGAAUCUUUUGAGCUGGAACACUGGACCGACGCUGAACGUAGUCUUGAGAAGAAACGGUUCAAAUAUACUUUAUGUAUAUGACAACCAUCAGGCUACCAUCACCAGUCCAGUAAUUCAGCUGUCCUCGUACUAGCCAGCGGGGACACGGUUCAUCUUGUGAAUCGGAGUGCUAGUGGAGGGAAAAUCCACUGCAGCCAAUAUUCCUCUAAUUUUGGAUUUCUGAUCCAAGCCAUGUAACAAACCCAGGGCGAACCGAGGUGCACGUCAUCAGUGGACGCAAUGGAAGGGAAUGGAUUUUAAAGUGACAGAGCUCUUUCCAACACUUUUGUAGUCUACAAACAUAUCCACAAAUUUCAGACACUUUGUUAUUAAUGCAAUUAAACAGGUUAAUAGAGCGACAAGUUGACGGUUUGGAUAUAUAGAUUUGGGAUUCAUGUGCUUAAUAGUCCA